AGCACUACCAAAUUAGCAAAUUGUUUCUCAUCUUUUUUUACUUCCUUGUAAUUUCCCAUCCACUUGUCGUUGAUAUCUGUUUGGCUUGUUCACUUUUACCGUUGAAAAACAUCAAAGUUUGAGCGUCUGCAUCAGCCGAUCAGUUGUAUUUCAAGUCAACCAAGAUGUCUGAAGACCAAGACUAUGGGAGUGGAGAAGGAGGAAAGCGGUCAGCAGAAGAUCAGAGGCAAAACCAAAAUAAGCGUCCAAGAGGAGACUACAACCAGAUCAUAUUCCGCUUGAUGAUCAGGAGCAUCAAUGCUGGAGGGGUGAUUGGAAAAGGUGGUGAGAACAUCAAGCGCCUCAGGGUUGAUUAUGAUGCCAAGGUGUCCAUUCCAGAUUGCAAUGGGCCAGAGCGAAUCAUCAAGAUAGGUACCAGAAAUGUGGACAAUGCUAUUGACUGUAUCAAGGAUAUCAUUCCAAGUGUCGGUGAGAAGAAGCAUUCACAAGAUCAGCAGAACAACUCCUUCAUCAGGAUCAUGGUACAUCAGAGUCAUGCUGGGGCCAUCAUUGGAAGGGCAGGUUUUAAGAUCAAAGAACUCAGGGAGAAAACCGGUGCUCAUUUCAAGGUAUACACAGAAACCUGCCCCAAGUCCACCGACCGUGUUGUCCAACUCACCGGUAGCCCAGAUGUAAUCGCCAAGGCUGCUCGUGAGGUCUACGAGAUCUGUACUGAGACCGCAGUCAAGGGACCUGUGCAGGACUAUGACCCAUUUUGCCAUGAUCUGGACUUUUACAACCAAUACGGGGGAUACCUGUUUGAUCCAGCAGAGGAGGUUCAUGGAGGAGGUGAACGUGGCGGCUUUGGAGGUGAACGUGGUGGUGGCCAUUGGAACAGAGGUCCACCAAUGGGUCGCAGAGGUCGUAUGGGUUUUGAUCGAGGUAUGAGUGGUGGGAAUGAUAACUUUGGUGGUUUUAGCCGCAGCCCGUACGUUGGUGGUGGUGGUGGCGGCGGCGGUGGCGGACACCUGGGAGGAGGGGGAGGAGGAGGAGGAGGUAUGCGAGGAGAUAGAGGUGGCCGUGGACGGGGACGAGGAGGACGUGACGGUGGCGGCAUAGGAGGAAGACCCCGCUUUGAUCGAGAUCAGCAGUUCGGCGCCCAGGGCUUUGAUUUUGGUGGGGAUGCUGGUGGACGUGGCCAAUCCAACUUCGGUAGCGGAGGAGGUGGUGGUGCUGGUGCUGGCGGCUUUGAAGGCGGUCCUGGCGCUGGUGCUGGCGGGGAAGCAUCCCAGUCACAACAGGUCACGAUUCCCAAUGACCUUGCUGGCUCCAUCAUCGGCAGAGGAGGUCAGCGUAUCAAGCGUAUCCGUAUGCAGUCUGGAGCGCAGAUCAAGAUUGACGACCCUCUUUCAGGCGCCAAGGAUCGAAUCAUCACCAUAACAGGUACGCAACAUGACAUUGCUCAUGCCAAGUUCUUGUUACAAAAUAGUGUUAAGGAGUAUCAAAAUAGUGGAGGAGCACUUCAGUAAUCAGAAAAUUAAUAAUUAGAAAAAGGCUUUCCUCAGAGGAUCUCUAUGGUCCAAACUGUAAAUAUCUGUGGAGGUGAUGGUGAAAUCACAUCAUUUAUUUUUAUGCCACAAAUUGCUCUGGGGAACCUAGCUAAUAUCUACCCUUUUUUACCUGUGGAAUUCUUAUUGCUUUCUAGCAUUUUAGUUUUGUGCAUAAGACUUGAAAAUUGACAAGGACUUUCUUUCCUUUUAUAAACCAUGUGCCUAUUAAAUUUUUUAAUAAUUUAAUUUGUUCAUCAAUAUUUUAGUUAGAUAUUAACACUUUUGAAUUAAAAGUAAUGCACAUUUUUGUAGUUAUUUUAUGCUUAUGUAAAUAAUUAAUAAUUCAACUGUUUCCACGCAGACCGGCGUGGUAUUUCCUUAAAUCAAAUUAGAAUUCAUAAUUUUUGAGGUUUUCAAAACUAAAUUGCAAAAGUCUUUUAAAAAAUGGGGCUCCCCCCUCCCCCAACAAAUUGGAAUGGUAAAAGCAUUUUUUUGACAGAACAAAAUGGUACAGACUGAUGAAUGUACAUGUAGAGAUGAGGAUUUCUUAUUUGGUGUCAUCUCCGACUUGAAGAAAGAAUCUCUUUAAAGCAGAAACUUAAUAUUCUUUGAGCUGGAGAGAAGAAACACAACACCUGCAUGGCCUUUUGGGAUAAUUGGAAAUCCAUCCUUGAUUUCAAUUUGAUUUCAAUUUGAUUUCAAGUUGCUUUGAAGGAAAGCAAAAAAAAAAAAUCAAUAAUAAAAAAUCAAUAUAACAAGAUUGGUUGCAUUCUGAACAAAAUCUGAUUAACAAAAAUAAAGUUUCAAAUAUUUUCAAAAUUUAGAUCACAGACUUUGGGAUUACAAAUUUGGUAAUGUCUAUCUCGAGCAUUGUUGGGUAGUUCGACUUUAUCUUUCAAUAGAAUAUAAUAUAAUCUUUCAAAACUGCAUCACCAAGUAGGAGCAGGAUUUUUUUUAGGGGUAUUUUAUUGGUUGCAAUCCACAAUAUAUCUUGAGAGAGUUUAACUCCAAGGGAAACGAUAAUUAGAGGACAAGGAGUGUUGGAAAUUGAGGAUAGCUUAAUGCUAGAGCUGUCCCAGUUACAUGUCUGUCGUAUAACAAACUUUCAGAUUCAGAUUCACAUUAUAUGAUCAGUUCACACUUACAAAGUUCCCAUACAUUACUUACCCUUUUCAGAUUUUGUUCAGACACUGUACUUGUACCAACCUGUUUCUCUCAUUUUUCUGCUUUCUCAAAAUUGACGUGUUAGUGUUUAAUACAAAGGUUAGAUUGCCAAUUCCUUUUAGAGGGCAGGUGUCAUGCCUGACUAAAGGGGAAAUCAACAGUACUGUGCAUUUAUCUUUAACAUUCGUGGCUCUGUGCUCUCAUUAGCUUGUCAUAUACAUGUACUUUAUUCUUUUACAAAAAAAUAGUAAUUCCAAGAAAUAUUUCCUUACAUUACUAAACAUUAUUCUGACAUCUCAAAAAUGUAAUUGUUAGAAAUCUAGGUAUUUGAUGUUACAUGUAGUGUGUUAUGCAAUCAGUAAAACGUAGAAGGAAGCUAGGAAUUGGAAUUUAGAAGUAUGCUAAAUCCAGUUUCAUGAAAUUCUACAUUUACAGUUUUAAAAACAUAAGUACGGUAGCUAAAAAGUUGUGUUUAGAAAACUUUAGAUAUAUAUGAGAAGGAAUCCUGAAACACAGUUGGGAAAAAAAAGGAAAACUAUUGAAAUAUUUUCUGCAGAUGUCAGCAAGUUUAUUUCCUUCUGAAUUCUCUAUGAUGGUGUAAAUUAGUCUUGUGGUUGUAAUUGGUGUUGAAUAUCUUGCUUAAAAAAUGGGUUACAUGUUUUAAAUUGUUGAGUCCAAUUGUAAGGUAGACAUGGGCAGUUGUUUGCUACCUGUGACAUAGUUAUUGUGACAUGAUUGUGAAUAUGAGUAAAUCCCACUUAAACCUUUAAAUUAAUUGUUCGAUGGGAAUGAUUCGGCUGGCAGAAGUACAGGCUUAUCUAAAUGAAGCCCCGACUUAUGGAAACGAACAUCUACGAUUCCAGAAUUCCAGUACCUAAAUGUCAAAGACUUUGUCAGCAGUUUUAACUACAAAUUUGCCCUUUAAAGGCUGACAGUCCCUCAUCUUGUAUAACCAUAUCCAUUUUAUCCCAAUGUGUUUUGUUUUUGUUGCUGUUUUGUAUUGAAACAUUUGAAUCCAAUAAAUAUCCAUUUGCUUUAACAAGCUA
Strongylocentrotus purpuratus (purple sea urchin) is the source of this 3739-nucleotide messenger RNA. RefSeq names its product heterogeneous nuclear ribonucleoprotein K. Lineage: Eukaryota; Metazoa; Echinodermata; Echinoidea; Camarodonta; Strongylocentrotidae. Gene Ontology annotation, molecular function: mRNA binding. The transcript is spliced from 2 exons. Gene Ontology annotation, cellular component: cytoplasm; nucleus. The record is from RefSeq and is a predicted model, not a curated record. Gene Ontology annotation, biological process: regulation of mRNA splicing, via spliceosome; regulation of transcription by RNA polymerase II. Bases 165 to 1508 code for a protein of 447 amino acids.